AUGGUCUGCACAGGGCUCAGCCAGCAAGCAAGUGCUUCUAUCUGGUGUAUAAUGCUUUGGAAUGCAUGUGUGUCAUGGGGAAAGUUGGAAGGAAAAGAAGAAGAAGAAGAAGAAGAAGAAGAAGAAGAAGAAGAAGAAGAAGAAGAAGAAGAAGAAGAUUCCCAGGACAUUUCCUUUCUCAUCUCUUCCCUACUCUCAGACAGAAACAACCCUAUCCUUGACCUGAGUUAG
Messenger RNA from Podarcis lilfordi (Lilford's wall lizard), 231 nucleotides. NCBI's taxonomy places the organism in Eukaryota, Metazoa, Chordata, Lepidosauria, Squamata, Lacertidae. The record is from the annotation of a GenBank genome assembly.